This is a messenger RNA of Suillus clintonianus, 1701 nucleotides long. RefSeq lists its product as uncharacterized. The transcript is spliced from 8 exons. Bases 1 to 1701 code for a protein of 566 amino acids. The record is from RefSeq and is a predicted model, not a curated record. NCBI's taxonomy places the organism in Eukaryota, Fungi, Basidiomycota, Agaricomycetes, Boletales, Suillaceae.
AUGAUCAUUGUUCUCUGCCACUGGUACCCGAUCCAAAUAAUUUCCAUCGUCAUUCUCAGGAGAGUCGUGAUUCUCACUCCAACUGGUCUCAAGCAAAUGCAAGCCUUACAGGAAACUAUUGUAACGCUUCGUGCAGAGAAUGCAGUUCUGCUGGCCUCUCGAGAUUCAUACCAAGAUGCAUAUGACAAACUUGUAGCCUCACUUCGGCUGAUUCAAGUCGGAACUCCAUCAGAGCCUGGCACCACUACCGAGCAUCCUGUCAUUCUGCAGCCUAUGACAUUAACGCUCCCUCCUCAGCUCAAUAAAUCGGACUACCCCAAUGUCAGGUUUUGGACGCACAAGAGCUUCAAGGUCUACGACAAGAGUGCGAAUGCGCAGUCUACAGACCGCGGUGCAUUUCCAUUCCUCGAAGAUAAGGACGGUCAUCCACUAUCAGAAGAUCAUGUUGCUGCCAUUGGGCAGGCAAUGCGGGCAAUCUGGCAUGGCUUCAAGUCGCGUCACAUUGCACCUGUCACUUGGGGGGGUGCGAGCUCUGCUGUUAAGAAUGAGUUCAUUGCAGAGAUGGUGAAGGCACAUCCCGAGGUGGGAUUCUGCGAACACUAUUGGAAGAUUAACGCAUUGGCUACGGCACGUUAUUCGUCUUGGAAGCAGUCAUACUUGACUGACUCUGAGGGGAUUCAAUCGGAGGCUAAAUUGGACAAUUUGUCGCGCAAGAAACGCAAGUCGUUGAAAGUGAAAAUCUCCGAUGACGACUCUGAACGUGCCAUGAAGAGGCUCAGGGUUGGCGACUCCGAGGACUCCGACGGCAGCAUUAUAUUGUCGCCCACUAUCAGUGGCAACUUGAUAGACUACGAGACAUCAACUUCAUCCCCCCAUGAUACCACUGCAUCCACGCCCUCUGAAUAUCCUGCAAGCACAAGCACAUCGGACACAGACCCAUCCACUACCACGAACACUUCCAGCUCCAACACUUCCAUUAGCAUGAACGUAUCCACUACCACAAACACUUCCAGCUCCAACACUUCUAUUAGCAUGAACGUAUCCAAGGACAUUUCUAUACUUACAAACGCAUCCAACGAUGGCAUUCCCACAGUCGCAAACUCAUCCAAUAAAGCUACUCUCAUAUUCACGAACACAUCCGACAAUGACUCUCCUGCAGCAUGCAUGUCUACCGCACCGGGUACCGUUCCCGACUCUACCAUUUCCGACUCUACCAUUUCCGACUCUACCAUUCCCAAUGCCAUUCCCGAUGCAAAGCGCACAGCGAGGAUUAUUAUUAAGAAUCCUCUUGCAGCAUUCAUGAAUAGUAACGCGACUCCGAUGACGACUCUGGCAGUUUCUACUACGGCUGUCUCAGAUCCUCCUACUACCAUCCCCCCUGCCAUACCUGCAUCAAACUCGGGCUCCAGUGAGCCGAAGCCUGUGGCACCAUCAGGACCCAUGAUUGCAAAGAAGAUGCGGCCAGGUAACACGAAGAACGGCAGGAACCUUUGUGCGCAUCGGUGGUUGAAGCAAACAAAUCCGUCAGGCUCUUCUGCAGAAUUCAAGACGUACUGGGACUGCUUGAGUGCCGAACAGAUAUCGAAAUAUAGUGCAGAGUGCGCACAAUUGAUUGCAGAUGGGAUGUGGACGCAUUGCAAUGCUACGAACAUCGCGAAGUUGUCGGGUGGUAUAUCUGGUCAGCAAGAGGAGAAUGAUUAG